Alternaria ventricosa is the source of this 318-nucleotide messenger RNA. RefSeq lists its product as uncharacterized. The transcript has 2 exons. NCBI's taxonomy places the organism in Eukaryota, Fungi, Ascomycota, Dothideomycetes, Pleosporales, Pleosporaceae. The record is from RefSeq and is a predicted model, not a curated record. Bases 1 to 318 code for a protein of 105 amino acids.
AUGGUAAUACUUGGCUUCUUUGCAUGGGAACAGAUGACAUAUCCCUGGGAAGAGAACUACUACUACUUCUUCGCAUCUUCCAUAACGGCGCUCAUGUCCGCCGGUAUUGUGUUCAUCGUAUACGUCCAGCGCAAGGCCAUUGCGACACCGUUCCAGGCGUUCCUGUUCGAGAUCGCGAAGUCGGUCCUUGCUACAGGACUAUGGCUUUGGCUUAUCUUGGACUCUGCGUUUGGCCCGGGUCGAGGUUACUAUACAGAUCCGAAAUAUGUUAGGAGACGGGUCCAGCGUGAUGCGCUCGCCAGUCUAUUGUUGCUGUGA